Messenger RNA from Ostertagia ostertagi, 1128 nucleotides. The record is from the annotation of a GenBank genome assembly. NCBI's taxonomy places the organism in Eukaryota, Metazoa, Nematoda, Chromadorea, Rhabditida, Trichostrongylidae.
AUGCCGCUAUACAACGAAGCGAAACAAGAACCUUCGGAUGUUGACGCGGUAUCGGCAACAGACUUGUUGCAUCAAGUCAUCUCAAUCCACAAGCUCUUCGAUGUCGCUCGAUUCUUCACCGUCUGUGGUGUUAUGCUCACAGCCGAUGAUGAAGAGUGCGAGCGAGAAUCAAAGAAAGCUCGUAUUUCGACACACUGCGGGACAGUUGUACUUUCUGCUGUGGGAAAACUUUCCAAAUCCAUAAGCGAUCGCUUGGAUAGUCUAGAUUCAGUCGCCGAAGUGAAGUUUCGACAACGUUUCCGAAUGUCGCGCAGUACAUUCAAAUCGCUAUGCGAUGCACUGGAGCCGAAGCUGCUAUCAAAAUGGCAUACAGAGGCAUGUCAAAGCUCAGUUGCCAUCAGGGUUGGCACUGCUCUCGAAAUAAUGGCAGGAAAGAACUCUGUUAAAGAAGAGCUGGAUCCAAUGGGCGCAAAUGUUCCAGAGUUCUUUUCCGAUGUCUUAGAUGCGCUAUUGGAAUGGUCUGGAAAGGUGAUCCUGUGGCCCGGUGAAGCAGAAAGGGAACGAAUUAAUGAGAGCUUCUUCGAAAAGACUGGCGUAGGCGGAGUAGUUGGUUGUAUUGAUGGAACAGUCGUGGAUCUAGCCGGUCCUCCAGAUGCAUCAAACAGCAAUUCACCUAAUUCCCUCAAUGUCAGCCUGGUGACGGACGAUGAAAUGAAGAUCCGUUGGGUUUUCGCUAAGUACCGCACUAAUGUUGACGACAAUUCGGUAUUCAAAAGAAGUUUGCUCUGGGAGCAACUGAAAGACGGCACAAAGAAGGGAAUUCUCAUUGGUGAUGAUGCGUAUGAUGACGAGUCGUUUCUUUUGACACCCAGUGGACAGUCAGAUCCUGAGCGGGCAGACAAGCUGAGGGAAGCGCAUCUCAUAGCGCAAGCAACUGUUGAGAAUUGGAAAAGACAGUUCCCGAUUCUUUUCAGUAAUAUAAGGCCAUCAAGAGCGGCAAGAAUUAUCGUGGGAAGUGCUGCUUUGUACAAUCUGACAAGGCUUGAAAGUGAGCCGCUGUUCACGGCAGACGAAGACAAACAAGAAAUCACCAAGAGGCGGUUAAACGAUGAUCAACAUAAAGAUUAG